CCAGGACGUUACUAAUCCGAUGCGGUGGGGCUCGGCUUACUUGAAUCGUAUACGAUUGUUUUUUGCAAUUGUGUAGUUGCACUCUUCUUCAGGUGCGCUUUUGUCUUUGGCUUGCAUCCAGUUCACUAUGAAACCUCCUCAGGUACCGCAGCCGCGUGGGAUAGCGGGCACUACAUGGGUCCGGGGUUUGAGACCGAGUCGGGGCGCGAUAUGGAAAUUCCGACCAACCACCGGCCGCACAGACACGCGCCCAGUGGUCAAAUCCCUCUGCCGGCAAAGUUUCAGCGCUAGGUUCGGAGAAGAAAGCAGUGAGGAGCGCAUCUAUGUAAAAACAAGUUUUGUAAAGAUUGGAACUUCAUUGAAAUUAAAACUCCUCUGCGACUCCAAAAUGUAUCGAGCUUGAAGAAAUUCGUAAUGUUGAUUGUGGAUUGAAAAUGAACUAUGUCCAAUGAGAACUACCGUAGCUGGGCUUUGCUUCGGCCAACCAAGAAGAUAAUUGCAGAGGUAUUGACUUGCCAGGAACGAGAUGCGAAAAUUGCUCCGCUCCUUCCUAAGAUAAAAA
Molecule: messenger RNA, 562 nt
Organism: Amoebophrya sp. A120
Lineage: Eukaryota; Dinophyceae; Syndiniales; Amoebophryaceae
Source: the annotation of a GenBank genome assembly